Molecule: messenger RNA, 1005 nt
Organism: Emiliania huxleyi CCMP1516
Lineage: Eukaryota; Haptophyta; Isochrysidales; Noelaerhabdaceae
Exons: 5
Coding region: 24-863 (279 amino acids)
Biological process (GO): RNA polymerase II preinitiation complex assembly; DNA-templated transcription initiation
Cellular component (GO): transcription factor TFIID complex; SAGA complex
Molecular function (GO): RNA polymerase II general transcription initiation factor activity; protein heterodimerization activity; transcription coactivator activity
Source: RefSeq, a predicted model, not a curated record
CUCGCUCUGCGCCGCUUGGACCCAUGACACCGCCGAUCGAGGCGGCCAAGGCGCGCCUCACCGAACUCGAGGUGCGCCUUCCGUGGACGAGCGUCAAAAAGUCGUGGGGCCCGCGCCGCGAGCAGUGGGUCAGCCAGGUCCUUGCCAUUGUCACCAGUGAGGCACUCGGCGCCCAGCUCCUUUCGCUCGAGGCUGCCAUCAAGUCGGAGACGCUGGAGCCGACGUGGCAAGAGGCGCGCGAGGGGUGGAAGGGGCGCGUGGGCGCGGCACACUCCGGCGAGGCGGUCGAGCGGCUCAUCAUCGAGCUGGAGAGGGCCGUGCAAUGGAAGCUGCUGCAGCUGAACCGCGCAGGCACCGUCGCGCGGCCGCUCCCUCCCGCCACCGCGUGCGACGGGGGCGGCCCGCCCCCCGAGGGGGUGCCCCGCGCCGCGCUGCGCAUCAUGCUCCUCCUCCGCGCGAUGGGCGUCCGCUCCUACUCACCCGCCGUCGCGCUGCAGCUGUACGAGGUUGCGCAUGCGUACGGCGCCGAGCUGCUCCACGACGCGUCGCACUACGCUCGCGCGCGCCGCCUCCACGCCUCGGGCCUCCCCACAGCGCAGAGCGCCGACGCCGCGGGCGCGCGCAAGCGGCCGCUCGAGUCUGGUGCGCCAGAGCUGGACGGACCGAUCGAGACGGCGGACGUGGCGCUCGCCGCGCGGAUGCGCGCCGCGCGCGCCUUUGUGCCGCCGCCGACGCGAGAGGUGCUCGCGCAACACGCGGCUGAGUGCAACCUGCAGCCGCUCCCCUUCCUCGGCGCGCGGCCGAGCGGCUUGCGCCCGCCGCCGACCGAUGAUGAGCGAGGCGGCGACGAGAGCGCCGGAUAAGAGCGGUACAAAACGUGGGGUCAUCCUCGGUGGAGUUUAUUAAAUUAGAUAUUAUUGAGCACAGGUCUCUCGUGUGUCGUGUGCUGAUGAGCUUAGGGGACCCCUAGGCUUAAAAGGGUGGGCCCUGGGGCGCCUGCGGCUU